GGCUUGUUUCCGGUUCGGUGGGUUCAAGAUGACGGAGUCGGGCGCCUCUCCGGAGGACCCCUGGGUCAAGGCAAGCCCCGUGGGCGCGCACGCCGGCGAGGGGAGAGGGGGGUUGAGCUCGUGCACGUAGGGGGUUCGGAAGACUGGCUUCCCUUAUGUCCCCAAAGUUCCUCCUGCUUUCCGGGCCCCGGGGCUGCAGAGAAGACAGCUCUCUCCCCGCGUGUGCCAAGGUGGAGUACGCCUACAGUGACAACAGCCUGGACCCCGGGCUUUUUGUAGAAAGCACCCGCAAGGGGAGUGUAGUGUCCAGAGCUAAUAGCAUCGGUUCUACCAGUGCCUCUUCCGUCCCCAACACAGAUGAUGAGGAGGACAGUGAUCACCACCAGGAGUCCUACAAGGAAUCUUACAAGGACCGGCGGCGGCGAGCACACACUCAGGCUGAGCAGAAGAGGAGGGAUGCCAUCAAGAGAGGCUACGAUGACCUUCAGACCAUCGUCCCCACCUGCCAGCAGCAAGACUUCUCCAUUGGUUCCCAAAAGCUCAGCAAAGCCAUUGUUCUACAAAAGACCAUUGACUACAUCCAGUUUUUGCACAAGGAAAAGAAAAAGCAGGAGGAGGAGGUGUCCACACUACGGAAAGAUGUCACGGCCCUAAAGAUCAUGAAAGUGAACUAUGAGCAGAUUGUGAAGGCACACCAGGACAACCCCCAUGAAGGGGAGGACCAGGUCUCUGACCAGGUCAAGUUCAACGUGUUUCAAGGCAUCAUGGACUCUCUGUUCCAGUCCUUCAACGCUUCCAUCUCCGUGGCCAGCUUCCAGGAGCUGUCAGCCUGUGUCUUCAGCUGGAUUGAGGAACACUACCUUACGGGAGAUCGUGAUUGGCGUCCUGCAUCAAUUGAAAAACCAGCUUUACUGACUGGCUUGUGGAAACCUGCAUAACAGCUGGCAAAAGGCCUUUGUCUCUAUUUGGCUGUGGAGCUACUGGGCCCAUGAGCUUGGACUGCGACACCUCACACUGGUCAGCUGGUUUCUACUUGGUGUUUGGUUUACCCAGCCCCACUUCAUCAUUAGUAGGGCUGUGGUGUUUGUUUUGUGAAAGCUUCUGGUUAAUUUAUUAUUUUGACCAUAAAACUUGAGCCCCCCUCCCACCCCUCAUCUUCCCUUUCCACAUGGAAGUCCUUGGGAUUAGAGUCUGCUCUGGGCACCCCAAAGAGACCCUGGCCUUUUAGCCUUAGCCCUUUCACUAAGCCUCUUGAUUGAUCUACAUGUACUUGGAAACUGCCUCUGUUUUGGUCUCUUGGGUAACAUUUGGCCCAAGUUUGGCCAUUUUGGCAGGAGAAAAGGACCAAGUGAAAUACUCUCAUAGCUGUGAAAAGCUACCUCUUGCCUAGACUAGCCUGCUCAGUCAGUUCAAGGUGAGGCCGUGGCUUUCUGGCCAGCUCAGAGGAGGGCUACUGGGUUCUCCCCUGCUCUGGGUAGUAGGGGAAGCAGCCCUAACUAUUCCUGCCCUUUCGGUUCGCAUAGGCUGCUACUCUGCAUGGCAAAGGCAUGUGACACAGCACUACAACAUUUGAAACUUUUUAUUUUUCUAAACACCAAUAAUGCAACUUUGCUAAAGUUACAAUUUUGGAAAAUUAACCUCAAAAACCACCCCCAGCCUUUUGGUCAAGUAUAUCUGGGCCUCUGUCAUCUCUCAGUAUUGCUUGUGUUUCUCUAAGGACUUGAGGUACGGAAGAUACUCAAAAGGUCUCCUGGGGUACACAAGCCCAAAACUCCUGGGUUGAACCCUGGGCUCCUCAAAAUGCUGGUGUGUAGCAGCUUCUCUCUACCCUUGUCCCUCAAGCUCCCUUCUGCCUGCCUCAGGUUUGAUAUCUGAGAGUUCUGACUAUCCAAAAGAAAUGAAAUAUUUUUAUAUCAAAUUAUAUUACAAUAAACAUUGCCAUUGCAUUGUUC
This is a messenger RNA of Otolemur garnettii (small-eared galago), 1952 nucleotides long. It is a transcript of the gene MLX, whose product is annotated as MLX, MAX dimerization protein. The record is from RefSeq and is a predicted model, not a curated record. The coding region runs from base 156 to 938 and encodes 260 amino acids. Gene Ontology annotation, biological process: regulation of transcription by RNA polymerase II. Gene Ontology annotation, molecular function: DNA-binding transcription factor activity, RNA polymerase II-specific; protein dimerization activity; RNA polymerase II cis-regulatory region sequence-specific DNA binding. Gene Ontology annotation, cellular component: nucleus. The transcript is spliced from 8 exons. NCBI's taxonomy places the organism in Eukaryota, Metazoa, Chordata, Mammalia, Primates, Galagidae.